UCCCGCUCGCCAUAGAAGGGUGUAAAGUACGCCGCUAUUGUUUCAUAACUGUAACUUUGUUUUCAUUUGUAACUAAAAAAAAAAAAGAUGGGUUAAAUUACAGAACUGUGUAUCGUUUAAAACGACAGUUUUUAUGUUUUAAUUUCGCUAAACCGAGGACUGUAGUGCGUGACGCAAAGCGCGUGGAUUGACAAAAUCCGGAUUUGACAGAGUGAUUAACAAAUGCACAUUCAUUCAUUUUUGUUUAUUUGUUUAAAUCAGAUUAAUUUCCUGAUUCAGAAUGAGGAGAAGUCUAGCACCCAGUCAGAUGGCCAAAAGGAAACACGGAGCAGAUUCAGAUGAUGAAGACUGGGACCAGAACAUUGCAUCAGACAGGAAGAGAGACUGUCGAGAAAACUACAUCUCUCCUUACAGGAAACCCCUGACACAACUCACCAACAGACCCGUGUGUGUGGAUGGCAACGAACAUGAAGCCUUCAUUCGCAAGAUCUUAUCAAAGCCAUUCAAGAUUCCCAUCCCAAAUUAUACAGGCUCAUUGGGUCUGCGGGCUCUGGGAUUGAGGCGGGCCGGUGUGAGGAAAGCCCUUCAUGACCCAUUUGAAGAUGGAGCUCUGGUUCUGUACGAACCGCCUGCUAUCAGCGCUCAUGAGCUCAUCAAAGCAGAGAAGGAGAAGUUACCAGUGCAUGUGGUUGUGGAUCCAGUACUCAGUAAAGUGCUUCGCCCCCAUCAAAGAGAAGGUGUGAAGUUCCUGUGGGACUGUGUGACAGGCAGGCGGAUCGCUAACUCGUAUGGCUGUAUUAUGGCGGAUGAGAUGGGACUGGGAAAGACCCUGCAGUGCAUCACUCUCAUGUGGACUUUACUGAGACAGAGUCCUGAUUUCAAACCUGAGAUCGACAAGGCCAUCGUGGUGUCUCCCUCCAGCCUUGUGCGGAACUGGUACAAUGAAGUGGGCAAGUGGCUCGGUGGACGCGUACAACCUGUUGCUAUCGACGGUGGCUCCAAGGAGGAAAUAGACCGUAAACUUGAAAACUUCAUCUCCCAACACGGCUUGAGGGUGCCGACUCCAAUCCUGAUCAUAUCCUAUGAAACAUUCCGUCUGCAUGCGGAAGUCCUGCACAGAGGCAAAGUUGGACUGGUUAUUUGUGACGAGGGUCACAGGCUGAAAAACUCCGACAAUCAGACGUAUCAGGCGCUGAAUUCGAUGAAUGCUCAGAGAAGAGUGCUGAUAUCGGGAACUCCCAUACAGAACGAUUUACUGGAGUAUUUCAGUCUGGUGCACUUUGUAAAUUCUGGUAUUCUCGGCACAGCUCAAGAGUUUAAGAAACGGUUCGAGAUUCCAAUCCUUAAAGGUCGUGACGCUGAUGCCAGCGAUAAAGACCGAGCUGUCGGAGAGGAGAAACUUCGAGAACUCAUCAGCAUUGUUAACAGGUGUUUGAUUCGGCGAACGUCAGACAUUCUUUCCAAGUAUCUGCCUGUGAAGAUUGAACAAGUUGUCUGCUGCCGAUUGACUCCUCUGCAGAAAGAGUUGUAUAAGUUAUUCCUGAAACAGGCCAAACCUGUUGAGAGUCUGCACUCUGGAAAUAUCAGUGUGUCCUCUCUGUCCUCCAUCACAUCACUGAAGAAACUCUGCAACCAUCCUGCUUUGAUUUAUGAGAAGUGUUUGGCAGGAGAGGAGGGUUUUGAUGGAGCAGUGGAUCUCUUCCCCCAAAAUUAUUCAACUAAAGCAGUGGAACCACAACUCUCUGGGAAAAUGCUGGUACUGGACUAUAUCCUAGCGAUGACCAGGAGCACAACAAGUGACAAAGUGGUUCUGGUCUCUAACUACACACAGACUUUAGAUCUUUUUGAAAAGCUAUGUCGGACCCGGAGAUACCUUUACGUGAGACUCGAUGGAACAAUGUCCAUCAAGAAGAGAGCCAAGAUUGUGGAGAGAUUCAACAGCCCCUCUAAUCCAGAGUUCAUAUUCAUGCUCAGUAGUAAGGCUGGAGGUUGUGGCCUUAAUCUGAUUGGUGCAAAUCGUUUGGUGAUGUUUGACCCUGACUGGAAUCCAGCCAAUGACGAGCAGGCGAUGGCCAGAGUGUGGAGAGAUGGACAGAAGAAAACCUGCUACAUCUACAGACUGCUGUCGACGGGGACCAUUGAGGAAAAGAUCUUGCAGAGACAGGCUCAUAAGAAAGCCUUGAGCAGCUGUGUUGUAGAUGAGGAACAGGACGUGGAAAGACAUUUCUCUCUUGGAGAGCUACGAGAGCUCUUCUCACUCAAUGAGGAUACGAUCAGCGACACACACGACAGGUUCCGCUGCAGGCGCUGUGUAAACGGUCGACAGGUGCGUCUUCCUCCAGAAGACUCCGACUGCACCAGCGAUCUGUCCAACUGGCAGCACUGUUCAGAUAAGAGAGGACUGAGAGACCCUAUGCUGCAGGCAUCCUGGGACGCAGCCGUCUCGUUUGUCUUUCACCAGCGGUCACACGAGGACCAGAAAGGAGUCAUCUGAGCGUCUGAUCUGGAAGCAGUCAGAGAUCUUCUAGAACUUGAGCAUGUAAAGAAACUUCUCUACUGUUCUUCGUUGGGUCACAUCAGAAGCACUUGAGUACACAGAGUUGGAGUAUUUGUUUGUGUUAUAUUCAUUUUGUAAUUUUUAUAACAAAUUCAACUAUUCCUAUCAGCGUCAUUAAAAAUAACUGUACCCAAAGUGUGUAUGCUUCUAUACAAUUUACACAAAAGUCAUUUUCGAAGAUGUGUGUGUAUGUGAAAUCACAUUUGUCUGUGAAUAGAUGAUUAUUUAGAUUUUUUUAUUUCCCCCCUUUUCAUAGUUUGACAGUCAUGGUCACUAUGUCAUAUGGAGAAGCGUUGCGUUUGUGUUCCAUGCAUGAAAAUAAAACUAUAAUGCAGCAUACGGGUUUGGAUCAGAAAUUAACAGAAUUUUCCUUUUUGGAGCAUGUCAGACCAGAGCCACGAUUCACUUAUAUUACAUGGCAAAUAAAUCUUGUGAAGACUUUACAACAAACUCACCUUCUAUGUUUCACUGAAGAAAGAAAGUUCGUACGAGUCAUACGAGAUUGGAGUAACAUUAGGAUGAGUAAAUAAUGACAGAAUUAAAGUAUGUUGUUCAGACUGUGCUAAAGUAGCCACUCACAGUUUGUAAUGAGUCUCUUGUCACGUCACACUGAUGUGGUUGGCCAUAGUAGUUCUGGAGUCCCAAUCAUCCGUUAAUCCAGUGACGGAGGAGCUUUCGCAGAGCUUGACCUUUGACCUCUGGGUCCCGAUCCAGAGGAUUAAACCUCAGAUCCAGCAUCAGUCACUGAACCAGCCUGUAGGUUUCCAACAGCUGUCCAAACUCCUGAAGCUGCAGCUGGCAGAAUUAAAUUUGAGCUGUAUUGAGGACAGAUGAAACAUUUUAGUUCCAUUUUUAAUGUGUAUAUGAUGUGUAUAGAAACAGACAAAAAGGCUUGCAGCAAAACACUAGUAUUACCUAAGGUCUAACUUAGCGAUUUUGCUAGGGCAACGUCCAGAGAUCAUUUCAGUGAUAGCUAUGGCACUUGUUGCUGAUGGAGGAAGCACAACAAUUAAAAAAAUUUACAUUCGGGGGCCUGGGUAGCUCAGCGAGUAUUGACGCUGACUACCACCCCUAGAAUCACGAGUUCGAAUCCAGGGCGUGCAGAGUGACUCCAGCCAGGUCUCCUAAGCAACCAAAUUGGCCCGGUUGCUAGGGAGGGUAGAGUCACAUGGGGUAACCUCCUCGUGGUCGCUAUAAUGUGGUUCUCGCUCUCGGUGGGGCACGUGGUGAGUUGUGCGUGGAUGCCGUGAAGAAUAGCGUGAAGUCUCCACACGCACUAGGUCUCCACAGUUGACUGUCUCAGAUGCGGAGGCAACUGAGAUUCGUCCUCCGCCACCCGGAUUGAGGUGAGUCACUACACCACCACGAGGACAUAGAGGCAUUGGGAAUUGGGCAUUCCAAACUGGGGAGAAAACUAUUUUUACAUUCUGUGGUCAUUUAUUCAUACUCAUGUCAUUUCAAACUCCAAUGGCAUUGCUGGUGUGGAACACAAAAGACGACAUUAGUCUCAGUCACCAUUGACUUUCAUUGCAUAUUUUUUCUGAAAUAGUUUUCCAUGCCCUUGCAAUAAAUUUAAAUCUACUUUGUUUACUUAUUAAACCAUGAUAUUCAUAGUGAAACCAUAGUAAUACAGGAAAACAAAAACUAUUGUAAUAAUAAUAAUAAUUUUUUGGUUAUUAUAGUAACCACAAGAUUAACAACGGUUAAUCUGCACUCACUGAGCACUUUAUUAGGAACACCUGUACUUAUUCAUGCAAUUAUCUAUUCAGCCAAUCAUGUGACAACAGUGCAGUGCAUAAAAUCAUGCAGUUAUAGAUCAGGAGCUUCUGUUCACAUCAACCAUCAGAAUGGGGGAAAAAUGUGAUAUCAGUGAUUUGGACCGUGGCAUGAUUGUUGGUGCCAGAUGGGCUGGUUUGAGUAUUUCUUGAGGUGGAUGGGCUACAACAGCAGAAGACCACAUCGGGCACUUUAUUAGGACCAUAGUGUUCCUAAUAAGUGCUCAGUGAAUGCAUUGUAAAAAAGUUUACUUUUUAUAGUUACUACAAUAUUACUAUAGCAAUAAACCAUUUCCAUUUUUUGGCAUUUUAUAUAAAAUAAAUUAAAUGGUUCAACUAUGGUAUUUGUAUAGUAAAACCAUAAUAACCACAAAAUUAUGAUUUUUAUUACCAUUGUUUUCAAUUUCCUGUAUUUUUACUAUGGUUUCACUAUGAAUAUCAUUUUUAAAUAUGGUUACGGCAGUAAAACCAUGGUAAAUUUAUUGCGAGGGAACACAACUAUUUCAGCAAAACAAUUCUCGCCCUGUCUUCUAAGGGGCUUCGUGCUAAGUGGAGUCUUUAUGAUGAAGUUAAGUAUGGAUAAACCUUAUGACUGUAUGUGGAGGUGUCCCUAAAUUAGCUGGGAUGUUUAUUAUGUCUGAAAAUAAAAAAAUUAAAUGAAAGUCAA
Molecule: messenger RNA, 4999 nt
Organism: Myxocyprinus asiaticus (Chinese sucker)
Lineage: Eukaryota; Metazoa; Chordata; Actinopteri; Cypriniformes; Catostomidae
Product: DNA repair and recombination protein RAD54-like
Exons: 18
Coding region: 281-2494 (737 amino acids)
Biological process (GO): reciprocal meiotic recombination; double-strand break repair via synthesis-dependent strand annealing
Cellular component (GO): nucleus
Molecular function (GO): DNA translocase activity; ATP-dependent chromatin remodeler activity; ATP binding
Source: RefSeq, a predicted model, not a curated record